AUGAGAGAAUCAAACUUUUCUUUUCCUUCACAAAACCGUGCUUCUGUUUGUAUUACAUCUGCUCUAUAUGACCGUAGAGCUCUCGACUGCACGGCCAUCUUACCUCUAAUCAAUUCCCUUACACAUCUUACCUAUUUAACGAGUACUUCCCCACGCAUCCGAGAGAUUCUUACGAUGGACGGCGGACUAGAACGCUUGGUUCGUAUAUUGAAAACUACUAAAGUUAAUGAUAAAAGAAGUGGUUGGAAAUGGUCUAUGGCAUUUCAGUGUGUUGCGAACGUUGGUGUACGUGGCUCUGAGGCUAUUAGAACGAGAGUUGUGGAUGCUG
This is a messenger RNA of Racocetra persica, 328 nucleotides long. NCBI's taxonomy places the organism in Eukaryota, Fungi, Glomeromycota, Glomeromycetes, Diversisporales, Gigasporaceae. The record is from the annotation of a GenBank genome assembly.